Closterium sp. Naga37s-1 is the source of this 1278-nucleotide messenger RNA. NCBI's taxonomy places the organism in Eukaryota, Viridiplantae, Streptophyta, Zygnematophyceae, Desmidiales, Closteriaceae. The record is from the annotation of a GenBank genome assembly.
AUGUUCGAUUUCGAGAGACUUCAAACUUUGACCGGCUCGCCGCCCUCUUCUCCUCCUCCCUCCUCCUCCCUCCUCCUCCUGCCUCCACCUCCUCUCUCCUCCUCCAUCCUCCUCCUCCUCCCUCCUCCUCCCUCCUCCUCCUCCCUCCUCCUCCCUCCUCCUCCUCCCUCCUCCUCCAUCCUCCUCCUCCUCCCUCCUCCUCCCUCCUCCUCCUCCCUCCUCCUCCUCCCUCCUCCACCUGCCUCCUCCUCCUCCCUCCUCCUCCAUCCUCCUCCUCCUCCCUCCUCCUCCCUCCUCCUCCUCCCUCCUCCUCCCUCCUCCUCCUCCCUCCUCCUCCAUCCUCCUCCUCCUCCCUCCUCCUCCUCCCUCCUCCACCUGCCUCCUCCUCCUCCCUCCUCCUCCAUCCUCCUCCUCCUCCCUCCUCCUCUCUCCUCCUCCUCCCUCCUCCUCCUCCCUCUUCCUUCCUCCCUCCCUCCGUCCCUCCCACCCCGCCAGGGCGCGCCAGCAACCAAGGCCAUCAUCCUGGUGUGUGCGGCGCUCUCUCUCGUGCUCGCCUCGCGCUCCGCACACUCCUCCCACCACCCCUUUGCGCUCUCCCGAGAGGCCCUGCUGACGCGCGGGGAGUGGUGGCGUGUGGCCCUGUCGCAGGUGUGUGUGGGGAGCACGCCCGACCUGCUGGUGUGGUCGCUGCUGCUCUACUCCUUGCGCUUCUUUGAGCGCCAGCUCGGCUCUGCCAAGUUCGUGGUUCUCUGUUCCUUCUCGUCUCUGGUCGCUCUCGCCCUUCAACUCCUCAUCGUCCUCCUUCUGCCCUCCCCAGCAGCCUCUCCCCUAGACGACCCGCCGCCCUCCUUCCACCCGGCAUCGGGCCCUCUCGGGCUGCUCUUCGCGCUCUUCCUGCUCUUCUUUGCCGAUGUGCCUCCCACCGCGCGCUACCUCCUGCUCUCGCGUGUUCCACUCUCGGAUAAAGCCCUCGUGUACCUGGGCGGGCUGCAGCUGCUCUUCUCCUCGGGUCUCUCCUCCAUCGUGCCUGCGGCAGCGGGGAUCGUAGCAGGGGCGCUCUAUCGCUGCAACGCCCUGGGAGUGCGCAAGGCCAAGGUGCCAGACGUCAUAGCUCGCUUUGCCGCAACAUGGAUCGCCCCUCUGCUGCUCUGGCCCUCGGGUUCCUUCUCACCCUCCUCUGCUACCACUUCCGAUCAGCUUCAGCAGAGACGGCGGCAGCAGCAGCAGCAGCUGCGCCAGCAGUUGCAGCAGCAGCGCGCAGGGCACCAACACAUGCCG